Molecule: messenger RNA, 1761 nt
Organism: Brassica napus (rape)
Lineage: Eukaryota; Viridiplantae; Streptophyta; Magnoliopsida; Brassicales; Brassicaceae
Exons: 1
Coding region: 1-1761 (586 amino acids)
Source: RefSeq, a predicted model, not a curated record
AUGAAGAUUAACAUAUAUGCUUCAUGUGGUUUGUGGAAAUCGUCGAUGAACAAUGGAUGGGGAUUUCUUGUUGAUGAAGAAAAAGGAGGCAGGUUACUUACUUUGGACACAAGUUCAAGCUUUGAAAACCUAAAGGCUAUGGUGUGUGAAGACUUUGGAAUUGAUGUAAACAUGGUCAAUAUAGAGCUGAGUUAUUUACCUUCCGAUUUGAUCAAUAGCAUCUACUCACCCCCUGUUAUCAUCACCAGUGAAAGACAAGUUCGAAAUUUUCUUACAUAUGUAAAGAACAAAGCUUCGACGCAGUUGUGUGUGAGUACUCAAGCCUCUAACAUAGCGGAAGAAGGUAGUGAGUCGCCUAACAGAGAGGAAGCGCUUAUGGAGUCUGACGAUUCAAGUGAUAUGGAUUCAGAACAAGAUGUUGAGGUACCUGACAGUGAAGAUGACAAAAAGUGUGACAAAGAAAAGAUCAAUGAAGAUGGUGUUCGCUUUUCUUUGGUAGAUGUUGUGAAGAAGGGUCAAUCUUUUACUUCCAAAACACUUUUGAAGGCAGCAUUCGAAAUAUGUGCAAUGAAAAAUAAUUUCGACUACGUGGUUGUCAGAUCGGAUAAAAAAGUAUGGUACAUUCGUUGCUCAGAUGAUGACUGCACAUGGCGUGUUCGUGCAGAGGGUUUAACAGGCUCAUCGUAUUUUAUCAUCAAAAAGUAUGUACCUGAUCAUUCAUGUGCUGCCUCCAAUAGGAAGGGUUCUGUUAGGACAGUUUCAGCAAAAACAGUGGGUACUCUGAUCAUGCAUAAGUAUGAAACUGCUAAAGAAGGACCGAGAUCGGAUGAUAUAAUCCAGUAUAUGCGUAUGGUAUAUGGAGUUGAGAUAUCCUAUUCUUUGGCGUGGGAUGCACGUGAAUAUGCAAUCAACGCAGUUAAAGGUAUUCCGGAGAAAGGUUAUGAAAAAAUUCCUAAAUACUUGCAUAUGAUGAAGGAAGCUAAUCCAGGGUCACACACAUUUUAUGAAAGGGAUACAAAAGGGAGAUUCAAAUACCUCUUCAUCUCGUUUGGUCAGAGUGUUCGCGGUUUCUAUGCUGCAAUUAGAAAAGUUAUUGUGGUGGAUGGGACUUUUUUGAAGAGCAAAUACAAAGGAGUAUUACUAGUUGCUACAGCAUUAGAUGGAAACUCGAGUUUAUAUCCUAUUGCCUUUGGAGUUGUCGACUCAGAGAAUGACCUCGCGUGGAACUGGUUUAUGAGACAACUUAAUAUGGUCAUUGCUGACGACCAUAGUUUAGCUUUUGUGUCUGAUAGGAAUUCCUCAAUUGCUAAAGCUAUUGCGAGAGUGUACCCGCAAGCUCAUCAUGGAAUUUGCAUUCACCACUUGCUGAAUAAUGUUGUAACAUAUUUCAGCGGGAAAGGUGUGGCUGGUUUGGUUGCUAAGGCUUCUAAAGCUUAUCGAGCUGCUGAUUUUCGUAAGGUCUUCACUGCUAUUUUCGCUAUUAGUCCUGAAAUUGGACAGUAUCUCAUAGAUGCCGAUGUGAGGAAGUGGGCUCGUUGUCAGUUUCCGGGUUACAGAUAUGAUAUUAGGACUACUAACCCUGCGGAGUCGAUAAAUGCAGCUUUGCGUACGCCUAGAGAGUUUCCAGUGAUACCUUUGUUGGACAGCAUUAGGGAAAUGAUGACUCGAUGGUUUUUUAAACGUAGAACUUUAAGUUCUAAGCAUUCGAAGCCACUAACCAUUGCUGUGGAGAAUAGCCAAGUUCUAAACAUUACAAAAUAG